This is a messenger RNA of Cyprinus carpio (common carp), 1894 nucleotides long. RefSeq names its product heterogeneous nuclear ribonucleoprotein A0 (gene hnrnpa0l). Gene Ontology annotation, molecular function: RNA binding. Lineage: Eukaryota; Metazoa; Chordata; Actinopteri; Cypriniformes; Cyprinidae. The record is from RefSeq and is a predicted model, not a curated record.
GCAUUGACUUCUUUCUUCCGUUCCGCGUGUUCUCAGUAAGUACGUCCAUUGUAAGAAAAUGACUAACCAGCUUUGUAAACUGUUUGUUGGCGGCCUGAACGUCCAAACAACCGACGAAGGCUUGCGGGCACAUUUUGAACAAUAUGGACAGCUGACCGACUGCGUGGUGGUGAUGAACCAGCCGCUGCAGCGCUCCCGGUGCUUCGGCUUUGUAACGUACUCGAGCGUCGAGGAAGCGGACGCCGCCAUGGCUGCUAGGCCUCAUGUCGUUGACGGCAACAACGUGGAUCUGAAGCGAGCGGUGGCCCGGGAGGAUGCCGGUAAACCAGAGGCACUGGCCAAAGUCAAGAAAAUAUUUGUCGGUGGACUGAAAGACGACAUUGAGGACGAACAUCUCCAAGAGUAUUUCUCCCAGUUCGGUGCCAUCGAGAAAGCGCAGGUCAUCACCGACAAAGACACGGGGAAAAAGCGAGGUUUCGGUUUUGUUUACUUCGAAGACAACGACUCUGCCGAUAAAGCCGUCGUGAUGAAGUUCCACAUGAUCAGCGGACACAAGGUGGAGGUUAAGAAGGCGCUCACCAAGCAAGAGAUGCAAUCUGCCGGCGGUCGCGGCGGCAGGGGAGGCCGAGGAAUGGGCCGGGGAAGCGGUUAUGGCGGCGGAAGAGGAGGUUACUAUGGUGACUACGGCUAUCAGAACGGCGGAUACGGUAACGAUGGUAACUACGAAAGCCAAAGUAGCUACGGAGGAGGCUAUAGCGACCAGAUGGGCGGUGGAUACGGCAACGGGAAUGGCUACAGUGAUUUCGGCGAGGGUUAUGGACAGCAGCCUUCAGGUUAUGGUGCUGUGAAAACGGGCUACUAUUCCGGCAGGAGCAGUGGGCCCUACCCACGCGGAGGCGGCGGCGGUGGUGGAGGAUAUGGGAGAGGUGCCUAUGGUGGAUAUUAGAAGCACUAAUGUGACUCUUUAAGCUGUACUUCGCUUCUUUUUUUUUACGCAAACUAUUUGGACACUGGACUUUUAAAAACGAAUUGUUUGGUAUUGGGUUUAAAUGAGAAAUGUUCUGUGCCAUUACCAGUACCAGCAGACACGCGUUGUGUUCUUUGUUUAGGUUGAAGUGGUCAUGUUUACGCAUGUCAAGCUUUGUAAAAACCAUGUAGGCUUCUGUAUGAUCUGUUUUAGGUUUAUUGCCUGUCCAUCGUUUGAGAUGAAACUCAGGGGUAAUGAAAUUAAGCAGCUCAUUGUUUCACUUCAUGACCUCCUUUGUUUUUUAAAUGCAACAAUUUCUGUUUUAAUGGUAUUACACCGUUCCUAUUAUAAAACUGUUUUAAGUAUAUUUAAUUUGAUUCAGCAGUGGCCAUAUAAGCCUUUUAACCAUUAAAAGAAAAAGACCUUUUCAUAAACAUUUUCUGUCUGGUCCUUUUUGUCUCCAAUUCUUGAUGCCAACCAUUGUUUCAAAAUGUCUUUGAUCUUUUCUAAUGCUUUCAGGUUUUGGGUACUAUGUAAUGAGCCACUUGAUGCAUUUAAUCAGAAAUAUGCAACGUGUAGGCUGAGAGGGAUUCUUAAGUGUAUUGUGAUUUGCACUAUAUUUCAUGUAAACUUUGACUGACUAUUCUGAAAUCACCAAAUCAGUGUAAUAGAACAGUGGUUUUCACAUUUUGUAUGUUUCCUUUAUCUGACACGCUCAGCUGAGUUCAUGGAGCCUUCACUUAUGAGUUGGCGAUCCCAGGUGUGUAUGUUAAGGAAGCCAUACAAAAUAUGUGGAGCGGUGGGUCCCCAGGACCAUGAUUGAAAACCACUGUAUUAGAAUGAUUUCUGCAGGAUUGUGACUCCGAAAACUGGAAUAAUGGAUGCUGGUGUUGCAUCCACGCUUUGAAUAAAACAUUUUAAAAUCUA